GAGGAGCUAAUGGCCUUCCUUUCUUUCUCCAUUGCUACCCUUUCCUCGGGAACUGCAGAAGGUGUCCAUCACCAUCCUGGAUGAGAAUGACAACCGGCCAGAGUUUGACAUCACGUCGGACACGUCGGUGAGCAUCCUGGAGAACACCCCCAUCGGAGUGAAGGUGGCCACGGUCCUGGGGAGGGACAAGGACGCUGCGGCCAACGGGAUGGUGAACUUCACCCUGGUGGCGGGGAACAUGCAGGACGUGUUUGAGAUCCGGACGGUGAACCACACCUACGGGGAGGUCUACGUCAACUCCCCACUCGACCGCGAGUCUGUGGACCGCUACCUGCUCAAGGUGCGGGCCAUGGACAACGGCGCCCCCCCCAGGUUCACGGACCACUCCCUCACCGUCAACAUCCUGGACGUCAACGACAACGCGCCCGUGGUGGAGAGCCGGCGGGGCUACAACGUCAGCGUCAGCGAGAACGUGGGCGGGGGCACCUCUGUCAUGCGCGUGGUCGCCACGGACCGCGACAUCGGCCCCAACGCCAUGCUGUUCUACUACAUCACCGCCGGCAACCAGGACCUCACCUUCCGCAUGGACCGCAUGACGGGCGAGAUGGUGACGCGCCCGGCCCCCCCCGACCGCGAGCACCAGCAGGAGUACCGGCUGGUCGUCACUGUGGAGGACGACGGCGAGCCCCCGCUGUCGAGCCAUCUGCUGGCCACAAGGAGUACUGCAGCCCGCAACGACAGGAUGCCCUGCUGCGUCAACAGGAAAACCACACCAGAGCCAAAUGUGCAAGAAAAGGGAAGAAUGCAGCAACUUCCUGCAAAGAUGGCAGCAGUGUUCACCAGAGGCACAGGACCGGAACAACCUUGUUACAGAGCUAAUGGCUCCCAGGCCGACCCCAGCUGCCCGGCCUUGUGUAGUGAUGGCUUUGGACACCAGCCAGGGGAGAAGUGA
This is a messenger RNA of Gadus chalcogrammus (walleye pollock), 952 nucleotides long. RefSeq names its product cadherin-23-like. NCBI's taxonomy places the organism in Eukaryota, Metazoa, Chordata, Actinopteri, Gadiformes, Gadidae. Gene Ontology annotation, biological process: homophilic cell-cell adhesion. The transcript is spliced from 8 exons. Gene Ontology annotation, molecular function: calcium ion binding. The record is from RefSeq and is a predicted model, not a curated record. Gene Ontology annotation, cellular component: plasma membrane. Bases 209 to 952 code for a protein of 247 amino acids.